Molecule: messenger RNA, 2424 nt
Organism: Silurus meridionalis
Lineage: Eukaryota; Metazoa; Chordata; Actinopteri; Siluriformes; Siluridae
Exons: 10
Coding region: 501-1613 (370 amino acids)
Source: RefSeq, a predicted model, not a curated record
GUUUAAUAUUUCGAGUUCGUCGAGUUUUUACAUUUGAAGAUCAUGAAGAGAAAAUUAAAUAUAUGACUUUUGUCUUGGGUUCAUGGCUUGGUUUUUUUGGGAUGGAAUCUCAAAUCUAAUAUUUUUAAAUCAUCACAUAUUGGUAUAAAUAUAAGAAACUGAGGUAACAAAAGAAUAAUGUUUAGAGGGUCAUGACUGGCUUUUAUUUUGCCACAUAUUUUUGUUCCCUGAGCAGCAUUUACCAAAAUCUUUGCUAAAAUUCUACAUCAGGGACAAUUAUUCAAAUUAUUAUUAUAACUAUUAUUAGGUCAAUUUUCUAUUCCGAUCUUUGUGGUGUGUUUUUUUGUAUAUGUUCUUCAAUCAUUUAUCUGAGUUAUUUUGAGAUCAGAUUAUUCACAGUUGAAUUCAUCAAAUUAAAUCCUCAGAUUCCAAAAUUUCUAAACAGUGACCAUUAAUGUUGGAUUGUAUAAUUUCAAAACAGUGUUUACUUGUGUGUGUGUAUGAUGAGGAUGAUGAUGCAGGUUGCACUGAUGAUGUCACUUAAAUGGAUUUGGUCCAGAUCUCUGGUAUUUCUACUCAUGAUUUCAGGAGUUGUGAUUGCUGGACAGGAGUGGAGUGUGAAUUACACACAAAACUCUAUCUGUGCUGUAAGGGGGUCUACAGUGACCGUGGACUGCAGCUACGUGUAUAAUGCGACUAAUUCCACAGUUCAAGAACCUUUUUGGAGUAAAAAAUUGGAGGGGUCUUUAGCAACUCAGCGGGUUCCAAAUGUCAAAAUUACGCCACGCAAUUGCAGCCUGAAACUGAAAGAUGUUACACACGACAACGAAGGGAAAUAUUUCCUCACAUUACGAGCAUCAAAUGGAAAACGGUUUCAAAGCAAAGAAAUCGAGAUUUCAGUCACAGGGCUCCGAGUGGAGGUGAUUCCUGCUAGUGUGAUUGAGGGAAAUGAAGUCUUUCUUUCAUGUAAAACCACCUGCAAUCUGACAAGCACUCCGAUGUUCGCCUGGUUCAAAAAUGGUACCCUUAUACCCUCAAUCUCCUCCUCUAACCCUCUCCAUCUGUCAUCGGUCAGUCAGGAGGACGUAGGCGAUUACCGCUGUGCUGUUCAAGGACAAAAUUAUCGCUCUCCCGCUGUCACUUUCGAUGUUCAAGAACACCGGAGAGUUUUCCCUUUAGUUACUGGAAUUAUCAUCAUCCUUGUGGUUGCAGCUCUUCUAGCUGGACUCUACUGUAUAAGGAGGAGGCGUCAGAAGGCUUCUGAUCCCCUGACGAGUUCCUUGCAGCUGUCACAACAGAAUGCUGUCGAAGACCUGUACAUUCCUCCUGACCCCAUAUCCAUGUCCUCCAAUGACACGUACAGCACACUUGCAAAUAUUUACUCUAGUCCUACUGAUGACAGCAAUGCACCUAUGGACCAUCAGACAAGGAUCUCCAGUGACACAAAUGACACAUUUGCAAACGAUUACUACAAUCCUACCGAUGGCACCUACAUGAAUAUGGAUCUUCAGGCCGCUGACAUGGGUUCUGCUGAUGACACGUACACAGCUCUGGACCCUCUGUCCAUCUCACCUGAUUACGACACUUUAACCACUGUGAGAAAUCAACAGUGAAAUCCAACGUCCACCUCCACAUCGCGUCAAGAGAAAGAAACGAUGAUGAAAAGCACAGUUCUGUUUUCCAUAACUCGAGCAACAUUGACUUGAACUGGGUGGAGAGCGAGCGUUUUACAUACAUUCACAAUAUUGUGCAAUAUGUUGUAUGCGGUGUUAAAAUUUUGAACUCUUGUGUCUUUCAUGUGUAGUUUGCUUCCCCCUUCUCUACACUUUUCUUCUUUUUAUUAGUUUAUUCGUGAUUCAUUUAUUGUGAUAGAAGAGUAUCUGCAAGAAUGAAAGGGAAAGUUUAUAAGACUGUGGAAAGACCUGCUGUGUUGUCUGGUUUAGAGACAGUGGCGUUGACUGAAAGACAGGAGGUGGAGCUGGAGGUAGCAGAGUUAAAGACAAGCUGAAAGAUUUGUGAUUCUUUUGUUGUUAGAAAUGUGCAUUUGAUGUUUUUCUAUUUAAUUUCACACAAUAAACUUAAAAAUGAGUUACAAACUGCAUCUGAAACCAGAAUCCAUUAUGAAGAGUCAGACAUCUACAUAACUAAAUCCUGAACCAUCUAGAGGACACUCUAGAUGUCGUACCAGCACCAUUUGGAUUCCACUCUGGCAUGGAGAAGCUGGUGUUGGAGAUAUGAUCAUCUCAGAUGUUGAGCUAUUUUAUAAGUUGCUUGGUAGCUCCUAGUUCCAGAACUUCAACUGACUGUUGAGACUGUAAAAAAGAAAAUACUCAUAAUCACACAUGCUGAUAUUCAUGUUAGUUCUCACUCUCCAGUGUUCUCUAUUGUUUUAAAGAUUUAUUAUCACACUCUUGAUAUCACCCA